AUGAACCCGGAAGACUCACUGCUGAAUUGGUUCGAAGUCAGAAACGAGACAGAAGCAGGUUUACCGAAGGUUGCAUUGAAGGAUGUUGAUGCGGUUGCAGUGACGGUCAAGCCAGGUCUUCCCGUAUGCCUGAAGAUUGGUGCCAAGUACGCGUUGAAUCUCUGCAGAACAGGCAAAAAGCCGAUAAUUCCAGUUCACCAUAUGUUGGCUCAUGCAGUAACGAUUAGAUUGGUGGAAGACCAGCUUUCUUACCCAUUUCUUACGCUGCUCAUGUCCGGUGGUCACUGUAUCUUGGCGCUGGCCAAUUCAGUCAGUGAGUUUCUGGUUUUCGGGAAUUCGCUGGACGUGGCGCCUGGCGAGGCUUUUGACAAGGUUGCUAGAAGGCUGCAGCUUUGUCACGUACACCCGACAUAUGAGAACCUCAGCGGCGGUGUGCUAAUAGAAAAAUUUUCAGCUGACGGUGAUCCUUUCGCUUUUGAGUUUCCGUAUCCGUUGAGGGUGCAUGAUUGCAACUUUUCUUUCUCCGGUCUGAUGACGAAAGCUUAUCAACACCUGACAAAGCUCGAAGCUACUUUUGGAUCUCAAAUCAGCGAUGAUAAGCUGAAAGACUUGAGUGCCAGUUUUCAGCAUGCCAUCUUCAGGCAUAUCGCAAAAAGACUGCUGCGCGCAUUUCAGUAUAUCAACGAAAGACACCUAAUGCCGAACGGACAUCCGCGUUAUUUGGUAUUGUCUGGCGGAGUCGCUUCGAACGCAUAUAUCAGGAAGGGUCUUGCGUACGUUGCUGAGCGUAACGACUUUGCGUUGCUUUGUCCACCUAAAGAGCUUUGCACAGACAACGGCAUCAUGAUAGCAUGGUGCGGUGUAGAGAAAUUCAUCGCCGGUGAAGAUAUACUCUAUGAUUUGCCAGAGAGAUUAGAAGUAUUUUCACGGUAUGCAUGGUCCUUCUCCGUUAUUGUUUUGAAUUUGAUUGCAAUGAUUAUAUUUAGAGUUCCCCUUGGCAAAGACAUCAGUCAAGAGAUCGCAGCUUUGCAUAUCCCAGCGUCGUAUUUCAAGCUUAGUCUGAAUUUCAGUUCUAUGUAG
Messenger RNA from Soboliphyme baturini, 1080 nucleotides. Lineage: Eukaryota; Metazoa; Nematoda; Enoplea; Dioctophymatida; Soboliphymatidae. The record is from the annotation of a GenBank genome assembly.